Messenger RNA from Condylura cristata (star-nosed mole), 1541 nucleotides. RefSeq names its product tyrosine hydroxylase (gene TH). NCBI's taxonomy places the organism in Eukaryota, Metazoa, Chordata, Mammalia, Eulipotyphla, Talpidae. The record is from RefSeq and is a predicted model, not a curated record. Gene Ontology annotation, biological process: heart development; response to hypoxia; response to ethanol. Gene Ontology annotation, cellular component: perikaryon; axon; cytoplasm. The coding region runs from base 246 to 1373 and encodes 375 amino acids. Gene Ontology annotation, molecular function: tyrosine 3-monooxygenase activity; iron ion binding. The transcript has 8 exons.
GCCUGCCCACCUGCUGGGGGCGGAGGGCGAGGGUCCGCGGCCGCGGGGGUGACUCAGCGCUCGCCUGCCUGCGACAGCGGCUGCAAUUAGAUUUAAUGGGACAGAGCCCUGUCUCCGCUCGCUCGCUCGCGCCCACCACCCCCCACUCCCUCAGGCGGCCAGGAGAGGUGGGGGCCGGGCUCUGACGUCAGCGCAGCCUAUAAGAGGCGCUGGCGGAGGGCCGGAGCCCAGUGCGACCUGCCGCCAUGCCCACCCCCAGCGCAGCCUCAGCCUCGCCGCAGGCCAAGGGCUUCCGCCGGGCCGUCUCCGAGCUGGACGCCAAGCAGGCCGAGGCCAUCAUGUCGCCGCGCUUCACCGGGCGCAGGCAGAGCCUCAUCCAGGACACUGGGGGUGCCCCCUGGUGGGAAGGGGGUAGGAAGUGGCCAGGUGUCUGGGUCAGGCGUGGCUCAGGACACGCAGUGAGCCCCCCACAGCUGGAUCAAGGGAGAGCCCCACUAUCCCGGCGAACCCCACUGCCACAAGCUGCCCCAGGGGGUCCGGCAGGGGGGCCCAGGGGUCUCCCUCACCUCCAUCCCCCUCCACCCCCUUUCCCUCCCUUCCACCGCUGGCCCCCCUUCCCUCUGGCCCCCGCUGUCGGUUCCCCUUUCCUGCUUUUGCUCCCUAAGGCUGUUGAAGCCCAAAUCCACCACCUGGAGACCCGACCUGCCCAGAGGCCCCGGCCGGGGGACCCCCACCUGGAGUACUUUGUCCGGUGCGAGGUGCCCAGCGGGGACCUGCCCGCCCUGCUCAGCUCCGUGCGCCGGGUGGCGGAGGACGUGCGCGGCGCGGGGGAGCGCAAGGUCCUCUGGUUCCCGAGGAAAGUCUCCGAGCUGGACAAGUGCCAACACCUGGUCACCAAGUUUGACCCUGACCUGGACCUGGACCACCCGGGCUUCUCUGACCAGGCCUACCGCCAGCGCCGGCGGCUGAUCGCCGAGAUCGCCUUCCAGUACAAGCAUGGUGACCCCAUUCCCCGCGUGGAGUACACGGCCGAGGAGAUCGCCACCUGGGGCCGGACUGGGCGCUCACACCCGCCCCAGCACUCGCUGUCCUCCGAGCCCGAGGUGCGCGCCUUCGACCCCGAGGCCGCCGCCGUGCAGCCCUACCAGGACCAGACCUACCAGUCGGUGUACUUCGUGUCCGAGAGCUUCGGCGACGCCAAGGACAAGCUCAGGAGCUACGCCGCCCGCAUCCAGCGCCCCUUCGCCGUCAAGUUUGACCCGUACACGCGGGCCAUCGACGUGCUGGACACUCCGCGAGCCAUCCAGCGCUCCCUGGAGGGCGUGCAGGACGAGCUGCAUGCCCUGGCCCACGCGCUGAGCGCCAUCAGCUAGCCCCACCCCGCCGCCGCCCGCGGGGCCUGCGGACACCCCGCCCGGCUGCUAAGCCCGCCCGCGGAGCCCACGCUGCGUGUGCUGCCCCGUCCACCCCCCCCCCGUCCAGCCACUGCACGCUGCCCGCUGCCCGCUGGCCACCUCAAUAAAAGCGAGUGCCCAGCACCA